AUGACGUUCAGCCUCUUUAAGGAGCAGGAGGUAAAGGUGCAGGGAGGAAGGGAAGAAGAUGCCACCAAUUUCCCGAAGCAUCAGAAAAGUUUCGAGAAGCAGGUACUGGGGAGUGGAGCGACUGCGGUGGUGCAGGCAGCCUUCUGCGCUCCGAAGAAGGAGAAGGUGGCAAUUAAACGGAUCAAUCUUGAGAAGUGUCAGACAAGCAUGGAUGAACUCCUGAAAGAAAUUCAAGCCAUGAGUCAGUGCCAUCACCCCAACAUUGUCUCUUACUACACAUCCUUCGUGGUGAAAGAUGAGCUUUGGCUGGUGAUGAAGUUACUCAGUGGAGGCUCUGUUUUGGAUAUUAUAAAGCACAUCGUGGCCAAAGGAGAACACAAGACUGGUGUCCUGGAUGAACCCUGUAUAGCCACGAUCCUUAAGGAGGUGCUGGAGGGGCUGGACUACCUGCACAAAAAUGGACAAAUCCACAGGGAUGUGAAAGCCGGAAAUAUUCUUCUUGGAGAAGAUGGCUCAGUGCAAAUUGCAGACUUCGGCGUUAGCGCAUUUCUGGCCACUGGAGGUGACAUUACCAGAAAUAAAGUCAGGAAAACAUUUGUGGGCACACCUUGCUGGAUGGCACCAGAAGUUAUGGAACAGGUCAGAGGAUAUGAUUUCAAGGCAGACAUCUGGAGCUUUGGGAUCACUGCUAUCGAACUGGCUACAGGGGCAGCUCCUUACCAUAAAUACCCGCCGAUGAAGGUUUUAAUGCUGACGCUACAAAAUGAUCCUCCAUCUUUGGAAACUGGUGUGCAAGAUAAGGAGAUGCUGAAGAAGUAUGGGAAGUCAUUUAGGAAGAUGAUUUCAUCGUGCCUACAAAAAGACCCUGAAAAAAGACCGACAGCAGCGGAACUCUUAAGACACAAAUUUUUCACGAAAGCAAAGAAUAAAGAGUUUUUACAAGAGAAGAUGUUGCAGAGAGCACCAACAAUCACUGAAAGAUCAAAAAAGGUCCGGAGAGUCCCAGGUUCCAGCGGACGUCUUCAUAAGACUGAAGAUGGUGGCUGGGAAUGGAGCGAUGAUGAACUAGAUGAAGAAAGUGAGGAAGGCAGAGCAGCAAUUUCACAGCUCAGGUCUCCCAGAGUGAAAGAACCUGUACAGAAUUCCGAGCUGUUCCCAUCAGCUGAGCCUCCAGGUCCUUCACUCAAUGCUCCAGCACAGGCACCUACUCAACUACCUCAGGCUGCAGGACAAGUACCUGCACAACCUCAAACUGCUGUACCUCCACCUAGUCAGGCUCCUCCAGCAGCCCCAGCAGCAGCCCCAGCAGCAGCCCAGGCCCCACCUGUCCCUGCUGCAGCUCCGGUACAGGAAGAUACGAAAGUCCCCAUCAGCCUUGUACUAAGGUUAAGGAAUUCAAAAAAAGAGCUCAAUGAUAUUCGUUUUGAAUUUACCCCAGGGAGAGAUACCGCUGACGGUGUGUCUCAAGAACUCAUUUCAGCAGGUCUUGUUGAUGGCAGAGAUCUGGUAAUAGUUGCAGCUAAUUUGCAGAAAAUUGUGGAAGAGCCCCAAGCAAACAGAUCCGUCACUUUCAAACUGGCAUCUGGUGUUGAAGGCUCGGAUAUUCCUGAUGAUGGCAAACUUAUAGGAUUUGCACAGCUCAGCAUCAGCUAAACAAUGGUCCCAGGAGAUGUUUCCCAACUGAGAACCCACAUGUGCAUAUUUGUAAUGCUUCUGUUAGCCUAAAAAAAAAAAACCACUACUGCCAAAGAAUUGAACUACAGCCCCUUCCUAGAAGCUUUAACAUUUUCCUUAAUAGGAUCACAAACCUUCCUGAAAUUACUGAUGGCGUUUACACCUUUUGUAAACAACUCUCAUGUUUUUGUAUCUGUCAUCUCAAACAUGCAGAUCCAACACAUCAUUGCCUGCAUGUUCAUUUUAUUAUUGCCUUACUUUAAAGAAAAAUACUACUGAGUACGAAGCAGGGGGUUCCACUGCUCUGAUGAUCUUGCCUAAAUGUUUGCUUACAUGUGGUUUCUUUUUUUUCACUUGCUAUUUUUGCACAAGUUUUAAUACUGAACGGAUCUUUUUUUUUCUGUUCUUCACCUGCUUCUCCUUCUAUCAGAAACACCAAUGUACAUGUUGUUUGGGUCACCUGGAGUGCUGAGAAAUCUGCUUCUCUUCAGCUGUGUUUUUUAAAACUGCUGGUUUGAAUGCUUGCACCUGAGAGAGCAAGCCAAGUCUUAACCCACGGGAGGGAGAGCUGCCUUCCCUUGUGUUUGUGUUUUUGAGAAGUUCCUUGACUUUGAGGUGUUAGAAGUCAGCUUCCCUUUGUUAACUG
Messenger RNA from Charadrius vociferus (killdeer), 2320 nucleotides. It is a transcript of the gene OXSR1, whose product is annotated as oxidative stress responsive 1. The record is from RefSeq and is a predicted model, not a curated record. Gene Ontology annotation, molecular function: protein serine/threonine kinase activity; ATP binding. The transcript is spliced from 19 exons. The coding region runs from base 1 to 1653 and encodes 550 amino acids. Lineage: Eukaryota; Metazoa; Chordata; Aves; Charadriiformes; Charadriidae. Gene Ontology annotation, biological process: protein phosphorylation.